CGAACCUUCACUGGUUAGGAGUUGAGAAAAAUCAGGAAGUCAGCAUGCGUCUUAUGACUUUUGAACUUCAUGAUCUUCUUUUUUACGUUUGCUUUAUUGAUUUUUAAUGCGCGCUACACGACUACUUAAUCAGAAGAAUGCCUUACAACUUUGGACAAUGCGGACUCUGACUGCUCAGCCUCUCUGGAGAGCCCUGCCACACUGUAGCUCUGACGCCAGUGUUCCAGUGACUCAAACUAGGACCAGUUCCACAGACCUCCACCCCUAUACUUUUCCCAGUCCAGCCCAGUACUAAGAGGCAGACAUGUCGUACUGGUCAGUAGGCCUCUCUCCGGCCACAGGGGAGACAGUGAGCAACAUGGAGGCACAAGAUGGUGUAGUGGAGGAUAUGGGAGCUAAGGUGUCAUUGCUGGGUGGGGGGGGCUCAGGCGUGGGUCUGGGUCCUUCCCCCACCCUGGAGAACAUCCAGGCCGCCUACGGCGGGGGCCAGACAGACGAGGCCAGGGAGAUGAUCCAGCAGGCCUUUUGUGUGGAGUGCAGCCCAGGGGGACCCAGGGUGGAGGCGGUGCGUCUCUUGUGCGUGGCUGCUCAGCAUGGUGACAUUGAGAGUGUGAGAUACCUCCUCCGUGAUGCCCGCGUGGCCAUGCCCCUGGAGCCCACAGAGCACCACCCUGCCAUCCAGGCUGCCCAGCACGGCCACCCCUGCCUGGUCAGGGAGCUGCUGGAUUCUGUACCUGGCCCAUGUCUCAGGAGGGAUCUGUUAAACUGGAUGCUGGCUACGGCGUGUCAGCAGGGUCAUUUAGAGGUUGUCCGUCUGCUUGUCCAGGAUUACCAUGCCGAUGCAGAUGACUGUGCAAUCCACAGUGAUGAGUUUGCUGUCAUCACAGGACUGCCUCUUUAUGCUGCUGCACGUGCAGGUAACGAGGAGAUAGCCAGCUUCCUGCUCCAGAAUGGUGCAGGCUUCUCUUCCUACACCCUGAUGGACCACCCAGUCUUCAGCAGGACACUUCUCAGACAGAGGCUGGAGACCUCCCACACAGAGGGAGAGUGUCUCUGUGUGUGCUGGUCUGGUCUGAAGCUGCCAUGGCUGGAGCUGGACUGGUUCAUGGACCUGUCAUCUCGUAUCACCAAGCUGGACCUGUCGUCUAACUGUCUGGCCGCUCUGCCCUCCGUGGUUCCCUGGGGCUUGAUACAGCUGCACACCCUGGACCUGUCAAACAACAACCUCAAAGACCUGCCCUCGGCACUCAGCUCUCAGGAGAUCAUCUGCUCCAAAUUGCAGCAAGUGAAUCUGUCUCAGAACCAGUUGACCAGCCUGCCAACAGGCCUGCUGCAUCUUACCAGGAUCCAGAGACUCUCUGCUACCAAGAACCACCUCACCUCUUUGUUCGACCUGUCUAAUGAUACUAACUGGAUAGGCCUGCGUAAGCUGGAGGAAUUGGACGUGUCUGACAACCUGCUGACCAGCUUGUCCACGACCAUCCUGCACUGCUUCAAGUCCCUCAACUCUCUCAACGUCUGCAGGAACACACUCUCCUCCUUCCCUGACCCCUGGGCCUGUCCCCUGAAGAUCUGUCGAGCCUCGUCGAACUUGAUUGAGAGUCUUCCCAACACCAUCUCCAUCUUCUGGAAAACCCAGCUCCAAGAGGUGGAUUUCUCAGACAACGUCCUGAAAGAACUGCCUUCUUACAUAUUCGAGCUUGAGGCCCUGGUCUCCUUACGUUUGUGUGGGAAUCAGAUCUCCACCCUACCAGCACCCAGCAAGUGGAGGUGCUCUCUUCUCAGGACACUAGACCUCUCCAGAAACCAGCUGGGCAGAACUGAGGAGGUCACUAAAACCAGCAGGCUGGCCUUCCUAACCACAUGGCACCGCAGAGACCCCGACCCAGUGUGUCCUAUCGAGUUUCCAGUCAUUUUGCGGGACUCACUGGAAGUACUUAUCCUGAAUGACAACCAGCUGGAGUGUGUGCCUCAGUCUGUGUGCUGCCUGAAGAACCUUACAGAACUGUAUCUGUCCAAUAACCCAGCUAUCCGGGAGCUUCCUGCAGAGCUUGGCCAGCUGUCCAACCUAUGGCAGCUGGACAUCGACGACCUCAACAUAACUAACGUUCCCCAGGAGAUCAGGAAGGAAGGUUCUGUGUCUGUGCUCGCUCACCUCCGAGCGCACCUGCGAAAGGCAGAACCUUGCAAGCUGCUGAAGAUGAUUGUGAUUGGUCCCCCUCGCCAGGGGAAGACAGCCCUCCUGGAGGCGCUGCGGACGGGCAGGACGUCCCCCUUCACCCCCCCCGAACGCAGCAUCUCCACCUCCACCUGGGAGCUGGACAGACCCAACGGGAUUAAAACUGGUACCAGCUCUGUGGUGUUCAACGUGUGGGACAUCGGCGGGCCUGCCAGCAUGUCCACGGUCAACCAGUGUUUCUUCACUGACCAAACCUUUUACCUGGUCACCUGGAACCUGGCUCUGGGCGAGGAAGCCGUGGCCAACCUGCAGAACUGGCUGCUCAACAUCGAGGCUCGGGCUCCUAACUCUGCUGUGGUCGUGGUAGGCACACAUCUGGACCUGAUUGACACCAAGUUCCGUACAGAGCGGGUCGCAACGCUGCGCGCCUACAUCCUGGCUCUCUGCCGCUCUCCCUCCGGCGCCCGGGCAACGGGGUACCCAGACGUUACCUGGAAACACCUGCACGAGGUGUCAUGUAAGACUCUGGAGGGUCUGGAUGGUCUGAAGAGGCUGGUCUACAACGUGGCCUGCACCAUGAAGCUGAGCAGCAGCUCUGCCAGUGGCCAGAAGCUGCUGGGCAGACUGAUCCCGCGCAGCUACCUGGCCCUGCAGGAGGCCGUGAUAGCGGAGCACCAGAGACACGAUGCCGAGGACGAGGUCCAGUACCUCACCGAGACCGAGCUGGACAGGAUCAUCGAGCAGAACCCAGGAAGUGACAUCAGAGACUAUGAGGACCUGCAGAGCGCCAUCAGCUUCCUGAUAGAGACAGGUACUCUGCUGCACUUCCCUGACACCAGCCACGGCCUGUGCAUGCUCUACUUCCUGUGUCCUGUCUGGCUGUCGGAGUGUCUGGAGAGAAUCAUCCAUCUGAGGAGCUCUCGGUCCGUGGCCAGGAACGGCGUCAUCCGGGCCGAAGACCUCCGGAUGCUGCUGGUGGGGACCGGCUUCACUCAGCAGACGGAGGAGCAGUACUUCCAGUUUCUGGCCAAGUUUGAGAUAGCGCUGCCGGUGGCCAACAACAGUUACUUGCUGCCCCACCUCCUGCCUCCCAAGCCAGCCAUGGACAUCCAUGGUUUCCGGCAGCAGACCAACAACACCUUGCAGAGGCUCUUCAAGAUGAGCUUCGUCCCUGCAGGCUUCUGGGAGCGCUUCAUAGCCAGGAUGCUGAUCAGCCUCACCCAGAUGGACCUGCAGUCGUUUGAGCCGAAGAGGAACCCGAGGAGCGGACGCGGCAGGAACACGGUGAUCUACAGCUUCGCUGGGACCCAGCAGAGGAGCCGCUGCAGCACCUUCAGAGUGCGCCGCAGCCAGACCAUCUACUGGAAGGAGGGGCUGCUGGUCACCUUUGACGGGGGCUACCUAAGCGUGGAGUCUUCCGAUGUGAACUGGAAGAGAAAAAAAAGUGGAGGCAUUAAGAUUAUCUGCCAAUCAGAAACCAGGGAUUUCUCAGCCAUGGCCUUCAUCACGGAUCACGUCAACUCCCUCAUCGAGCAGUGGUUCCCUGCUCUGACUGCCAGCGAGAGUGACGGGAGCCCCCUGAUCGAGCAGUAUGCCCUGUGCCCCCUGUGUGUGUCCACGGCCCGCCAGGACCAGGGCCAGGGCCAGGGCCAGGACCAGGGCCAGGGCCAGGGCCAGGGCCAGGACCAGGGCCAGGACCAGGGCCAGCCCCCAGCCCUCAGCACCGGGGUGGGGGCGGGGGAAGCAGGAGGCGGGGAGGGAGAUGGAGUACACUACUUUAACAUGGAGAAGUGUGUGUUGGCGGCGGUAGAGACGGACCACAUCAGCUGUCCCCAGCACCCCGAGACCCUUGUCCCCCUCCAGGAGCUGGUCCCUGAACUCUUCAUGACAGACUUCCCAUCACGCCUGUUCCUGGAGAAGGCCCAUCUGGAGAGCACGGAGGAGGAGAAGGACAUCAUUGGUCAGGGAGGCAGUGGCACCAUCAUUUACAGGGCGCGUUACCGUGAGCAACCAGUCGCCAUCAAACGCUUCCACUUUAAGAAAUGCAGACAGCAGAGCCUCAGCUGUGACACAGACACCAUGGUGAAGCACCUCCAGGCGGCGGACGCGUGUCGCAGCUUCUCAGAGUUCCGUCAGGAGGCCAGCAUGCUCCACUCCCUGCAGCACCCGUGCAUCGUGGCCCUGGUGGGCAUCAGCAUCCACCCGCUGUGCUUCGCCCUGCAGCUGGCCCCGCUGGGCAGCCUCAACACCGUCCUGGAGGAGAGGCACAGAGGCUCCAGGUACAUGCCCCUGGGUCACAUGCUCACCUUCAGAGUGGCCUAUCAGAUCGCAGCGGGGCUGGCCUACUUGCACAAGAAGAGCAUCAUCUUCUGUGACCUGAAGUCUGACAACAUCCUGGUGUGGUCCCUCGAGGUGUGCGACCCCGUCAACAUCAAACUGUCAGACUACGGCAUCUCUCGCCAGUCCUUCCAUGAGGGGGCGCUGGGGGUGGAGGGCACUCCCGGGUACCAGGCUCCGGAGAUCCGACCAGGCAUAGUCUACGAUGAGAAGGUGGACAUGUUCUCUUAUGGCAUGGUUCAGUAUGAGCUCCUGUCUGGGUGCAGGCCAGCUCUGGGUCACCAUCAGCUCCAGAUAGCUAAGAAGCUGUCCAAGGGCAUCAGGCCGGCUCUGGGCAGCCCUCAAGAGGUCCAGUUCCACUGUCUCCACAACCUGAUGAUGGAGUGCUGGGACACCAAGCCUGAGAAGAGGCCCCUGGCUGUGCAGUGUGUGAGGCAGAUGCAGCAGCCUAGUUUCCCGUGUUUGAGGUACCUGCUCUCCUGUGACACCCACUCGCAGCUCUUCCUGUCGCACCUGCAAGGACACAGCGCUGUCUUCUGGGACGGCGACAAGGACAACAGGAACUACAGUGUGGUGAACAUGGAGAGGGGUCAGGUGGAGGUGAAGAGGAUGGCGUGUCCAGGAAGUCAACUCAGCUGUCAGAUGAAAAUGAACAACACACUCUGGAUCGCCACCGAGGAGCAGGAGGUGUUUAUCUACAGCCUGAAGGAGAUGUGUCCCCUGAGCCAGCCCCAGAAGCACCUGUGCUUCCCGGCCAUCGUCACCUGCCUGUUUCCUGUGCCUGCCAUUGCCCAGAACCUGGCCCGGGUGUUUGCGGGCAUGGCAGAUGGGCUGGUGGCAGUGUAUACCUUGGUGGAGGACAUGCCCAUAGAAGGGGACACCUACCUGUGCUCCCACACCAUCAACAGGACAGUGUUUGGCCUGGAGGACUCGGACCCCAGACAGAGGCCCUACCCUGUCAGGACCAUGGUUCUUGUGUGCAGCGGCUCCCAGCUGUGGUACUCGAACGGGCCGGGGGUCCUGGUCCUGGACUGCCAGAGCCUGCAGCCUCUGCAGCGCCUGGAGCCCUACAGCCCGCCGUCCUGUGUGACAGCCCUGGCCUCCAGCCUGUGUGUGUGGGGGGAGGAGGCUGUGUGGGCCCUGGACGACCACACCAACACCCUGCUGCUCUACCACGCUGCCAGCUACCAGCUCUGUGCCACGUACAGCUGCGGCGACACCAACCCUCUACGCGACGUCUUUACUGUGCAGAGGCCUGGUGGGGCUACCGUGGCAACGACCCCUGACAUUGAGUUAGAGUCGCCAGUUGCCGAGGAGACGGAGCCAGAAUGGCUGACCGGGGAAGUGACCCUGAUCUACAGCGAGGAGGCGGGGACCCAGAUCAUCCAGCACCAGGAUUCGCUAACAGACUACUGCUCCAUGACCUCUGACUCCGCCCUUUCAUCUGAGCUGCAGGGAUUGGACAGGUCCAGCUCCGGAGCCCUCAGCUCAUUGGCCAGCUCCAUCAGCAUGCCUCUCUCUACAGACUACGAGGAGACAGACAGGACACCGGACCUCAAACCUGGCACCCUGACUGAGACCGACCACCCUGACACUGGUCACCAGCCCGACCACCCAGAGAAGGACACAGCUGAGACUGACCCCUGUGUUAAACCCACACCUCCUCCCCUGCAGGCCUUCAAUGUGCUGACUGUGAAUGGAACUGUGUGGAUCCCCAGGCGUGGUGGGGACGUGAUGGUGAUCGAGGUGCAGCAGCAAGCAGACCAGCUUAGGGGGCGUGUCAUCGCCGUGCUCCGCCCACCAGAAAACUCCUCCAACGGAAUCCUAGAGGAGGCAGCGCUGGUAGCAAAGGACACUGUUGUGUGUGGCUUUCGCAAGGAAAACAGCGAGUGGUGCCUGUGUGUCUGGAGGGGCUGGGGCUCGCGCGAGCUGGAAGUCUUCUACCAGUCCUACGAAGAGCUGGGCCGCUUGGAGAUCGGCUUGAGAAAAAGAAGGUAGCCGUUGUGCUGCGGAGGGGCGCAGAAUCGCAGCUCUGUGCCAAGGCCGAGGGGGAAUAAGCUCUGACUGGCCCCCAGUGUUCAGGGCAAGGGAGGGCUGCAGAGCUCUGACAUCAGAGCAACGUGCAAGAUGCGAAGGGAGGCUAGCUCCUAUUGGCCGUCACAGACCCUCAUUGGAACUUUUGGCCCCGGAGGGUUGGCCUCGUCAGAAGCACCUGAGGGACACCCAAACACUAGUCUGAGUACGCUGACUGAUCAACACACAUGUUGUAACUUUACAAAACAGGUCUGUCCCACUAAGACGCGUUUAUAUGAGAACAUGAUUCACAUCCCAUAAUGCUUUUUUUUUUUUAUGGAUUUUAUUGUUUUAGUUAUACUCUUGAAUGUACUGUAUACUUAUCAAACCAGCUUAAAAAGCUUUUCCUGUAUAUAUUAUUAAAGUUUCAAGGAUUUUAAAUUAUUGUUUUCAGAAAUUCUUGCUGCAUGUGUAAAUAGAAUUUGUAAAGUAUUAUGACAAUAAAUAUAGUUCUCAAAAUCA
Molecule: messenger RNA, 7051 nt
Organism: Osmerus eperlanus (European smelt)
Lineage: Eukaryota; Metazoa; Chordata; Actinopteri; Osmeriformes; Osmeridae
Gene: lrrk1
Product: leucine-rich repeat kinase 1
Exons: 38
Coding region: 305-6514 (2069 amino acids)
Biological process (GO): protein phosphorylation
Molecular function (GO): ATP binding; protein binding; protein kinase activity
Source: RefSeq, a predicted model, not a curated record